GAUGGUGAAGGAUCGAGGAUUGUGGAUGUCUGGACGAGAACAACUGGAUGGUAGACAAUCGGAAUCAUUUCCCGUUAUCGACUCUUGUAGUGGUGGAUAAUUGGACAUUAUCAACGCUGGAUGAACAAUUCACAUUGAUCAUAUCUAAGGUUUGCGCCACCGAAUGGUUUGAUUGGCCGGUGCUUAUCUAGACCGAAAUAUGGGGUACAUUGUCCCGAUAUCAGUACAUCUCCGGAUCUUCCUGAGAUAUGAGAGAUAAGGACGUUGAGCCAGUAUAUAGACAUGGACGAGACGCAGCCCAUACCAACAUGGCAGCAUCCGUAAACACAUCAUGACUUCCUUAGACACCAAAUACCCCGUGGAGCCCACGGAGACUGCCCUCUCCAAAGAUGACUCCCCUCCGGAUGCAGAUAUCGACCCUCGCGCUGAGCGUGCCCUAGUCUGGAAGUUCGAUCUGCGUGUUCUCCCGGUUUUGGCCGUCAUGUACCUCUUCAACAGUCUUGACAAGUCCAAUGUGGGGAACGCGAAGACUGCCGGACUGGAGAAGACGCUCAAUCUCAAGGGAAACGAAUACAACUUGAUCCUCAGCAUCUUUUUCAUUCCGUACGUCCUUACGGCGCCGUUUCUCGGCAUCCUAGGCAAGAAGUACGGCCCUAAUCGCGUGCUGCCGUGCAUGAUGUUUGCCUUUGGGUUGUGUACCGUCCUUGUCGUCGCGGUGUUCAAUUUCAGUGGUCUGUUGGCGAUCCGCUGGUUCCUGGGAAUGGCGGAGAGCGCAUUCUUUCCGUUGGUUAUCUACUACCUCACCACAUUCUACCGCCGUGGCGAACUAGCCCGCCGGCUCGCCAUCUUCUACGCAGCGCAGAGCAUCGCUUCAGCCUUCUCCGGCCUGCUCGCAUUUGGCGUCUUCCGGAUCCAAUCUGGCCCACUAGCACCCUGGCGCUACCUCUUCCUCAUCGAAGGGGGAGGGACAAUCCUCGUGGCACUCUUCACACUAUGGUACCUCCCUCGCUCUGCAGCACACGCAACCUUCCUCAGCCCCGACGAAAAACAACUCGCAUACCUCCGCCUCCAACGCGACAGCUCCGCCAUCGUCAACGAGAAGCUCAACCUCCGCGACGCAUUCAAGAUCUUCCGCCACUGGACCUCAUGGCUCAUCCUCGCCAUCCAGAUCUGUCUCGGUGUCCCGCUCCAAUCAGUCCAGCUCUUCCUCCCCUCCAUCAUCAAGCGCCUCGGCUACGACACCGUCAAGACGAAUCUGUACACCGUGGCCCCCAACGUCUCCGGCGCAGCUAUGCUCCUCAUCCUUGCUUUCUGCAGCGACUGGACCCGCUGGCGGUUCCCGUUCGUGGCGCUGGGGUUUUUGUUCACUUUUAUCGGGUUCGUCAUCUACGCGGCGAUUGACGUCCAGGCGGAUAUUCACGUUGCGUAUUUUGCUUCGUUCAUGAUGACUUGGGGAACUUCCGCGCCAUCAGUCCUCCUAGACGUCUGGUACAACAACAACAUCGCAAACGAGGGCCGCCGCGUUGUACUAACCAGCAUCGCCGUCCCGGUCGCGAACCUCAUGGGCGUCGUGAGCUCGAAUAUCUUCCGCAGCCAGGACGCGCCGCAGUAUAUGCCUGCGCUUAUUACCACCGCGUCGUUUGGGGGAACGGGGAUUCUGUUGACGUUGGUGCUGGGUGGGUGGAUGAUGGUGGAUAAUAAGCGGAGGGAUAGAGCUCAGGGGAGAACAGUUCGCGCGCAGGAUGUCUCGACGGAGAGGUUGCAUGAGGGGCCGGAUUGUGCUGAUUUUAGGUGGUCGUACUAGAUUUACUUUUGGGAGGUAUAGCAGGCUAUAUUGCGUUUCUUUUAAAUGGCAUGAUUGCUGGAUGCCGUCAUGCGGUUAUUAUUAUUGAUUCAGACUUAGAAGUGUUGUCAUUUCAGAACUGCAUUCUGGAAGAU
Messenger RNA from Aspergillus novofumigatus IBT 16806, 1938 nucleotides. RefSeq names its product putative MFS transporter. Lineage: Eukaryota; Fungi; Ascomycota; Eurotiomycetes; Eurotiales; Aspergillaceae. The transcript has 3 exons. Gene Ontology annotation, biological process: transmembrane transport. The record is from RefSeq and is a predicted model, not a curated record. Gene Ontology annotation, molecular function: transmembrane transporter activity. The coding region runs from base 332 to 1804 and encodes 490 amino acids. Gene Ontology annotation, cellular component: membrane.